This is a messenger RNA of Leptinotarsa decemlineata (Colorado potato beetle), 1606 nucleotides long. It is a transcript of the gene PolD2, whose product is annotated as DNA polymerase delta subunit 2. Gene Ontology annotation, molecular function: DNA binding. Gene Ontology annotation, biological process: DNA strand elongation involved in DNA replication; DNA replication. The record is from RefSeq and is a predicted model, not a curated record. Gene Ontology annotation, cellular component: delta DNA polymerase complex. NCBI's taxonomy places the organism in Eukaryota, Metazoa, Arthropoda, Insecta, Coleoptera, Chrysomelidae.
AAUUGUCUAAUUUUUAUGAGUAUGUUUUAGUGUUUUAUUUUUCUUCUGUAAGAAGUGGAAAUAAUUUAUAGAAUAAUGGAUAAUCCAAAGAGAGUGUCCGUAGAUUAUAUCAAUAAUUCACAGAAAUUUUCAUCUCAGAUACAGGAUUAUAACAAACAAUAUUGUAGUAUAUACCUAGCUAGGUUGAAAGAAAUGGAAAUUUUACUCAGAGAAAAAAUUAACAAAGUCUGGGGUAGUAAAUUUCCCAUCGUGAAACUUCAUAAAUUAUCUGAAGAAAAUUAUGAGAAAUGUGUUGUUAUUGGGACUUUAUUCAAAGACCAGAAACUGAAACCGUCUAUUCUUAAGCAGCUCAUGGAGUCCAGUUUAAUGGCAAGUCCAGUCCUCGACCAUUUCACUGAUGAAAGUGACAAAUUAUUCAUCGAAGAUGAAAUGCAGAGGUUUGAGGUGUUAGGAAAUAUUCGACCUCAAAACCUGGUUACUGGAAUUACCUGCGCUUUGCUGGGCUCUGAUAUGGGCAAGGGAAAGUUCAUGGUGGAGGAAUGCUUAUUUGCGAACUACAGAAAUCAAGUUGAGAGGCCCUUGUUUGAAGACAGCGUAUUUGUGAUAUUUAUCAGUGGCAUAGAUUUCAUUAAUCAUCAUAAUUUUCCAAUCAAUCUAGAUCUGUUCAAGUAUUGGAUAAGUGGAAUGCUAGGGGAUGUCGACACAGUGUCCAAAAUCGCCAGAAUAAUUAUAGCUGGUAAUAGCAUAAGGAGUACCCCAGAAAAACGAAAGCCCACAAUUUCUAUGAUAAGUCGUUGCACUGAACCAACAGAAACCAUCGAAGCUGUAAAGUUAUUCGACAACUUUCUCUCGUACCUCUGUGAGCUAGUGGAUGUUGAUUUGAUGCCAGGCGAGAACGAUCCCUCAAACCACAUCCUACCUCAAAAAGAAAUGCAUCACUGCAUGUUCCCGCAAUCAGCUCCCUUCAGAUCUCUGCACCAGGUUUCCAAUCCUUAUUUCUGUUCGCUGAAUGGCACGAAGAUAUUGGGUACCUCUGGCCAACCUCUGAGAGAUUUGAGUUGGUAUUCGGACAUAAGUGAUCCUUUGGAAGGUUUGGAGAAGUGUCUUCUCUGGAACCAUCUAGCACCUACAGCCCCGGAUACUUUGGCUUGUUUUCCCAGUUACGACAAAGACCCAUUCAUUAUUGACGAUUGCCCUCAUGUGUUUUUUGCUGGGAAUCAGGCAGGAUUCUCUACUAAGAUGGCAAUAGGAGAUGACGGACAAAAAGUACGGUUGAUUGCCAUUCCCGAAUUUUCUAAGACUUUCCAGGUGGCUGUUCUAGAUUUAAAGAACUUGGAUUGUACCCCUAUGAUUUUCGAUAAGUUAUGAAAUUUUGACUUUUACUGAAAGUGAACUUGUGAUACAGACUUCCAGAAAGAGAUUUUUUUCAGUGUACAACAACGAGAAAUAAUUUUUGCAUGGAAUUGUAUAGAAAUGUCAGUUGUCUUUGCUCAGGAACAGUAUUGAAUCUCUUCGUCAUGAACUGAUGAUCCAUAAUGAAACUAUUUUACCCUUUUUGCCAGUCAAUAUUAGUAAUAUGUCAAUAAAAACAAAUUACGAUAAACAA